GCGGGGAACACUACUAGCAGCGGUACUAACAAGGCCAGUAACAGCACGAGCAGCGGUACGGUACAAACCGGUAACAGUACGAGCAGCGACACGGUAAAAGCGGGUAACAGUACUGGCAGUGGUAAGAGCAAGCCUAGUAACGGUGCGAGCAGCGGAACGGUGAAAACCAGUGACAGUACGAAUAACGGUACGGUAAAGGCGGGUAACAGUACGGGCAGCGGUACGAGCAAGCCCAGAAACAGCACGAGCAGCGAUACGAUACAAACCGGUAACAGUACGAGCAGCGGUACGGUAAAGGCUGGUAACAGUACUAGCAGUGGUACGAGCAGGGCUAGUAACAGUACGAGCGGCGGUACCGUGAAGCCCAGUAGCAAUACAACCAGCGGUAGCGAAAAGGCCAGCGGUAUGGUAAAUGCGAGUAUUAGUACAAAUGCCAGUAACAGUACGAGCAACGGUACGGUAAAGACCAAUGGCAAUACGAGCGGUAGUACGGCAACAACCAGUAACGGUGGGAGCAGUGGUACGAGUAUGACCAGAAACGAUACAAGCAGCGGUACGAAUAAUGCUGUUAACAGACCCAGCAACGGUACCGUUAAGGCCAGUAACAGUACGAGCGGCAGUACGAACAAGGCCAGUAGCAACGGUACGUUAAGCCGUAACAGUACAAACAGCGGUACGAACAAGGCCAGUAGCAACGGUACGUUUGGCGGUAACAGUACGAACAGCGGUUCGAGCAAGGCGCGUAACAAUACGACCAGCGGCACGGUAAAGGAAAGUAGUAGCUCCGGCAAGAACAUCAGCAGCACAAGCAGCGGCGAGGAAAAGGGUGGCGGGAUCUCAGGCGGGGCGAGCAGCGGAAUCAACGGCGAAAAAAACGCAGGUGGGAAAACCGGCGGAGAGACGAGCGGCAGUGGCGGCGGCACGGCUGAAGCGGCGUCCGCAUCCGUGGGAGGGUGCGAUGUGGCCAAAGGAAGAUGGGUGCCGUCACAUGAACCACCUCCGUACACGGGAUUCACAUGCACAACGCUGCGGGCGUACGAGAACUGCCAGAAAAACAAGCGCCCCGACUCCACUUACCUCAACUGGCAGUGGCAGCCCGACGACUGCGACUUGACAAGGUUCGACCCAGCUGCAUUUGCAAGCCGCUUCAGAAACAAGGUGCUUGGCAUUUCAGGCGACUCCUUCUCCUCCAACUUUGGUAGCUCUAUCCGCUGCAUCAUCGCCUCCUUCACCACCACCAAGGACUUCACGUCCACGUGGUACGGGCAGGAUGUGCGCGGGUACAAGGUGCCGGCGUACAACAUCACCUUCCUCUCGCUCUCUGCCGUCUUCCUAGUUGACGCCACGCCCAUGGGUGCUGCCAAGAGCAGUGGCACCUGGAAAAUUCACCUGGACAAGCCCAAGGAGGUUUGGGCAUCCGUGCUUCGCUUCCUGGACAUCUUCAUCUUCAACACUGGCCAUUGGUUUGUAAAUGUGCGCCCCACAUGCUUGACCUCUCUGCUUGCUCGCACGCUGCCACCCCUUCUGCUAUUUGCUGACCCUUGCAUGUCUAUACCUGCCCCUCAACAGGCCCCCCCUAAGCUGCGGCAGUUCUACAUGAAGGGAGUGCUUCAGAGUGACAUGAGUCCAUUCCAGGCCAUGAGCGUUGCUCUUUCCACAGUGCGGGACUUCAUCAUCAACUCUGACUACCGUGGUGUGCCUGUCAUGCUCUCAUACUCGCCAUACCAUUACGAGGAAGCCUAUGGUGGCGACCCAAAGAAGAGCUGCAAAGGAGCACAGAGGCCGUUCACAAAUGCAGAGGUGGCUGUUGCGGAGAGAGGCACAGAAGCACUGGAUGCAGUGGUCACACAGCUGGGCGUGUUUCAACAAGUGACGAAACCACCUGUGAAGGCAGAUGAAAGAGCCACCUUCAGGAUCAUGGACGUGACACGGCUUAGCCUUAUGCGGCCGGAUGCCCAUUUGCAGAAUUACACUGGCGCAUCUGGUACCGACUGCUCCCACUGGUGCAACCCUGGACUACCAGAUACAUGGUCAGACAUACUGUAUAACGUACUGAUGUCAUCGUGA
Molecule: messenger RNA, 2067 nt
Organism: Closterium sp. Naga37s-1
Lineage: Eukaryota; Viridiplantae; Streptophyta; Zygnematophyceae; Desmidiales; Closteriaceae
Source: the annotation of a GenBank genome assembly